UGUGAGGAGGGUAAACACACUGCUGUGAGGAGGGUAAACACACUGCUGUGAGGAGGGUAAGCACACUGCUGUGAGGAGGGUAAACACACUGCUGUGAGGAGGGUAAGCACACUGCUGUGAGGAGGGUAAACACACUGCUGUGAGGAGGGUAAACACACUGCUGUGAGGAGGGUAAACACACUGCUGUGAGGAGGGUAAGCACACUGCUGUGAGGAGGGUAAGCACACUGCUGUGAGGAGGGUAAACACACUGCUGUGAGGAGGGUAAACACACUGCUGUGAGGAGGGCGCUCUCACCGUCUCCUCCCUCUCCACCUUCCUUGCCUUCUACCGCGCCUCUCCCCUCGCCUCGCUCCUCUUCCUCCCCUCCUGCUCUGGCUCGGCCUUGUCUCCGCCAUCACCUAUUCCAUCUGGACCAAUCACAGUGUGGUCCUCGACAAGCUACAGGACAAGCUACAGUGGGGCGAUUUGCAGGCGACGGCUGGCAAGAUUUUGAGUGAUUUCCGCGGGCGUAUUGACAGCAGUGGCAGUGGUGGUAGCAGCAGCAGUGGUGGCAGCGGUGAGGGGAGUGGGUGGGGCACGGAGGAUGGGAUGGUGGGGAAUGGUCGGCUGCUCGUAGCAACCAGAACAAGCGCAUUGACUGACUGUGCUGCUAGGUUGCCCAGCUCCGUGGGCUGUUUGCUCUGGUUGUUGCUGUAGUGAAUACAGGUGGGCUGCGGAUCACGUGGCUUACCGUAUCUCCAUCCGAUCACGUGGCUUGCUGUGGGUUGCUUUGCCCUGGGUGAUGGGGGGCUGCGUUCUUUAGUUCAUGUAUAGUCUGGUGCCUGUUAGUUGUGGCAGUGGUGGAAAGUUCGCUCUGCAGGCACUGCGAGGUGCUGGAGGCUUG
Messenger RNA from Closterium sp. NIES-67, 885 nucleotides. The record is from the annotation of a GenBank genome assembly. Lineage: Eukaryota; Viridiplantae; Streptophyta; Zygnematophyceae; Desmidiales; Closteriaceae.